CCUCACUCCUCAAGUAAAUGACACGUGGGGCCACCCCUUUUAGAUUCUCCUCCGGUUCAUCCCCAUCGUUCCCAAAAAAAGAAUUUCGGCUGGGGUCGUUCCCUGGUGCAGCGAUCCCCUGCUCGAGUACCCUUCAUACACAGUGCCCACUUUCCAACAUUCCUAAAAUUCCUUCACCUCUCCUCCUCGUCCUCCUCUCUCACUCGUUCCCCCCGGCCCUCUUCUUUCUAUGUGUUGAUUUAAGGCUCAACCCUUGGACCGUGCGAUGGCAACGAUCGGUACUGCCCCGUGAGAUCUCGCCAUGCCCGGAGAAUCCAAUGGCAGGCCCACCAUCCGGGAUCUCCUCUUCAAUGCUGUCGCCGGCGCCUCUGCAGGGGCGAUAGCAGCCACCUUCGUCUGCCCCUUGGAUGUGAUCAAGACGAGGUUUCAGGUCCAUGGGCUGCCCAAAAUGCCCCCUUCUGCUCGGCGUAGUGUUAUUAUUUCAAGCCUAGAACAGAUAAUAAAAAAUGAAGGCAUCAAAGGAUUGUAUCGUGGUCUCUCCCCAACAAUUACUGCACUACUUCCAAACUGGGCAGUAUAUUUCACUGUUUAUAAUCAGCUGAAAGGCCUGCUUCAUUCACAUGAAGAUGGAAAUAAUCAGCUGUCAAUUAGUGCAAACAUUAUAGCUGCCUCAGGUGCUGGAGCUGCAACAGCCGUUGCAACCAAUCCAUUGUGGGUUGUUAAAACUAGACUUCAGACACAAGGAAUGCGGCCUGGAGUGGUGCCCUAUAGAAACAUGCUGUCUGCUUUUAGAAGGAUUGUGCAUGAAGAGGGUGUCCGAGGAUUAUACAGUGGCCUCCUUCCUUCUUUGGCAGGGGUUAGUCAUGUCGCCAUCCAAUUUCCAGCAUAUGAAAAGAUCAAAUAUUACUUGGCCAGAAGGGAUAAUACCACGGUGGAUAAGCUCAGCCCUGGAAGCGUUGCUAUUGCUUCUUCACUAUCUAAAAUAAUCGCAUCCACAAUGACAUAUCCUCAUGAGGUAGUACGGUCCAGGCUGCAAGAACAAGGCCAGGCACGUGAUACUGCUAACCAAUACACAGGUGUAGUGGAUUGCAUUAAGAAAGUCUUUCAAAAGGAAGGCCUCCCUGGCUUCUAUCGUGGCUGCGGCACAAAUUUGCUGAGAACUACCCCAACUGCAGUCAUCACCUUCACUAGUUACGAGAUGAUUCAAAGAUUUUUGCAUCAGGUGUUUCCAACCUGAGCUGAACCACUCCAAAACCCACCUGAAGUCCAACAUUGAUUGUGAGAAAGAGAGCAAUAAUGGAGGAGAAAGGCUUGGACACAGCUGUUUGGUCAUGUCAAACCCAAUAGAUGAUAUGCUUGCCAAACCAUGUCAUACAGGACGCUGACUGUUAAUUCUUUUCCCUCCAACCUGACCGGAAUAUGCAGGUAGACAGGAAAGAAUGUGAGAGUAUAAGGAUUUUCCCCUCACAGAAAAUGUAAUUGACUAUUGUCUUAUUCUUUUGUAUGUUUAGGAGAUGCAUAGAGGCAGCCAUGCAUGUCGCAACUUUCAGAAUUUAUUUUUUUCAACACCAAUAAAAAUCGUAGAACUGAUUUGCUUUCUAUAAA
Molecule: messenger RNA, 1605 nt
Organism: Elaeis guineensis (African oil palm)
Lineage: Eukaryota; Viridiplantae; Streptophyta; Magnoliopsida; Arecales; Arecaceae
Product: nicotinamide adenine dinucleotide transporter 1, chloroplastic
Biological process (GO): transmembrane transport; nucleotide transport
Source: RefSeq, a predicted model, not a curated record